Molecule: messenger RNA, 2723 nt
Organism: Tauraco erythrolophus (red-crested turaco)
Lineage: Eukaryota; Metazoa; Chordata; Aves; Musophagiformes; Musophagidae
Source: RefSeq, a predicted model, not a curated record
AUGAUCAUGGAGAAGGGCAUAAGUUCAGUAGAAGUGUUACCUUCCAAUUCGUCUCAGGUUACAGCUGUAAAAGUGGUGGUCAAAGAGCCCGAAACAAAGCAAACCCAAAGAGGGAAGCGAGUGGGAUUUGUGCUUGUCCAUGCAGGUGCAGGUUAUCAUUCCGAAUCCAAAGCUAAAGAAUACAAGCAUGUGUGCAAAAGAGCAUGUCAGAAGGCAAUAGAAAAGCUACAGGCUGGUGCUCUUGCCACAGAUGCAGUGACUGCAGCACUUAUAGAAUUAGAGGAUUCUCCUUUUACAAAUGCAGGAUUGGGGUCUAACCUAAACCUUCUGGGUGAGAUAGAGUGUGAUGCCAGUAUAAUGGAUGGAAAGUCAUUAAAUUUUGGAGCAGUUGGAGCACUGAGUGGAAUCAAGAAUCCAGUUUCAGUUGCAAAUAGAUUGUUGUGUGAAGGGCAGAAGGGAAAACUCUCUGCUGGCAGAAUUCCACCUUGCUUUUUAGUUGGUGAAGGAGCUUACAGAUGGGCAGUUGAUCACGGGAUACCAGCAUGUCCUCCAGGUAUCAUGGCUACAAGGUUUAGUUUAGCAGCUUUUAAAAGGAACAAGAGGAAACUGGAGUUGGCUGAAAAGGUGGAAACAGAUCUCAUUCAACUAAAAAAAAGAAGACAAUCACAUGAAAAGGAGAAUGACUCAGGAACAUUGGAUACGGUUGGUGCGGUGGUUGUUGACCAAGAAGGAAAUGUUGCUGCUGCUGUCUCCAGUGGAGGUUUAGCACUAAAGCAUCCUGGAAGAGUUGGUCAGGCAGCUCUUUAUGGUUGUGGCUGCUGGGCUGAAAAUACAGGAGCUCAUACCCCUUACUCCACUGCUGUGAGUACUUCAGGUUGUGGAGAGCACCUUGUCCGAACCAUACUGGCCAGAGAAUGUUCAUGUGCUUUGCAAACAGAAGAUGCCCACCAAGCUCUCCUAGAGACUAUGCAAAACAAGUUUAUUGGUUCACCUUUUCUAGCCAAUGAAGAUGGUGUUCUCGGAGGUGUGAUAGUUCUUCGGUCUUGCAGGUGUUCAGCAGAGCCUGAAUCACCACAGGAAAAGCCAACUUUACUAGUGGAAUUUCUGUGGAGCCAUACAACAGAGAGCAUGUGUGUAGGAUAUAUGUCUGCACAGGAUGGCAAAGCUAAGACUCACAUUUCAAGACUUCCUCCUGGAGCUGUGGCAGGACAGUCCGUGGCAAUAGAAGGAGGAGUUUGCCGGCUGGAGAGUCCAGAAAGCUGAACAGCUGAUUCCUCACUUCAUUGCAAAGAAUGUGAAUGACUUUUUGUACAAUAAGUUUUUUUGUGUUUUAACAGAUGUUGGAAAUUCUACUCUUGUUUUAUAACCCCGUAUUGCAACCACGUGCACCAUAACUUGAGACAAGUGCUGCUGUAGUUUAUGUUCUCACUCUGUGAAUGGGAGUGUGUUUAUGUUCAUUUUUUCCCUAAUAAAAUAGGAACUCUUCCCAGUUGUGCAAAGAUUAUAUAUGAUUAAUGAUUGCAUUUUCAUUGCUUUAUGUUUGAAAAAUAACCGAAAGGUUGUUUUGUUUUGUUUUUUUAACUAAUUUAAAGAUAUGGUCACAAUUGUCUUUGAUGUUCUAAAUUUGAAAGUAACAGACCUUUGAAGUGGCUGUGUAAUUAUGCAAAAAUGGUUAUGGUUUCUAAGUUUCUCAAUGGUUUAAGGAAAUCCAGUGGUGGUUUAAACAUGGGUUGGUUUUUUCCCUCCCCAAUAAGGAGGAAUUUUUUUUGUCAAAGAAUGGUUUCAGUGAAACAAACUAGAGCAAGGUUAAGGCUAGAAUUGUUUUUACGUAGUCUUAUAGGUCAUAUCUCUGUUCCCAAACUAAAAUGUUAAUAGCUUCAAGCUGUAUGUAUUACAAAAAGCUAUAUGAAGAUAAUGUAUCGUAACGCAGUCUUUAUGUAUAAUGGAAUAUUACACUGUAAAUAAGAAAACAAAGUUUAUGGAAAGAUUCGAUUUUAUUCUUCGCUUCUGUUUUAAAUCUAUUUUUAAGAGAGGUACAGAAAUUGAACAUAUUACUGGAUGCGAAGUGCAAUGUGUAUUAAAUGGAUGUUGGGAGGUCUGAUACUAGCUUUCUUAUUGGUAAAGCAACUUCCUGAAGUCCAGCCACAGCAUGGGUAUUUAUAUAACUGUGUGUAAUAUGUAUGUACUGUGCAUAAAUUUACUGUAAUUCUUUUUAUACUUUCAACAAAACUGCAUUAUAAAACAAUGUAAUCCUUUGUCUGCCUUGUGAAGCACUGGCAGCUGAACUGUCUUUUGUCACCGGUUCUGAUACCUUAGCCAGGUUGCCUGAGUCCUAAAAGUGAGUUCUGACGUACAAUCUUCCAUUCAGUACUUUUCUCUUUGCAGCGCUGGCAGCAAUAGAAGACUUCUGUAAUUAAUUCAUUGUCCUGAUAAGUAUGCCAAAGAGAAACUGAAAUAGUUCGUCUUUUUCCCUGGUGGAUAUUUGAUAAUUCUGUUUUCAGAAAGAGUGGAUGAAUAGAUAUUCAGACUGUAUUCGCUUAAUCGGGCAUUGUACUUGCCUGUUUCGUAAUGUUGUGCCUGCCUAUAACAGACAUACUUGACUGAUUAAAUGGUUACAUUGAUUGUAGUACCAAUCUUUCAUGGAUUAAAAUCUUAAUAAAUUUUUUUAAUAGCCUGAGUUCACUUUCACUCUUGCGUUACAGCAUACAUGGCAAUACUGUCCU